CCUGUAUCACCCUGGGGUUUGGUGGACUUUGAACAGAGGGUCUUUGCUCACCCAACCAGCAGGCCUAUUGUUGUUCAUUGCAGGUACGUUAUAAGAAUAAAGUGACCAUUCUGGAAAGAAAGCCUGUAUAAAAAGAUAAUGAAGUUAAAUAAUUCUCCAACUUAUCAGUUUUUAUAAAAAUCUCAUGACAACAUUUUCAUUUCUCAUAAAAUUUCGGUUAUCAACAAUUUACUUAAUCAACUUUCUAUACCAUGUUCAUGGAACAUAAGCAUUAUGCAAAAUCAGUUAGUGUUCUUCUUGAAUUGAAACAGUUUCUAAUAAAAAAUCAUAAUACUUUUAAAAAAAAUAUUGUUCAAUAUCAAAAUUAUAUUAACAUAAGGCUUAGGGUUUGUACUUGCCAUUCUUGUCAGUUAUAUAGGCAUUCUUCUUGAUAAAACAUGAAACAACGGAGUUUGAAAUGUCUCUUAUUCAGUGCUGGAGUUGGUCGUACAGGGACUUUCAUUGCACUUCGCAAUGUCUUGAGUGAAGCCGAGCAGACAGGACAUGUAGACUUCUUCAAAACUGUUGCCAAACUAAGGCAGGAUAGAAUCUUAAUGAUACAGACAAUGG
This is a messenger RNA of Lymnaea stagnalis (great pond snail), 609 nucleotides long. Lineage: Eukaryota; Metazoa; Mollusca; Gastropoda; Lymnaeidae. The record is from the annotation of a GenBank genome assembly.